This is a messenger RNA of Siniperca chuatsi (mandarin fish), 5506 nucleotides long. RefSeq names its product coronin 2Aa (gene coro2aa). Gene Ontology annotation, molecular function: actin filament binding. Bases 325 to 1908 code for a protein of 527 amino acids. Gene Ontology annotation, biological process: actin filament organization. The record is from RefSeq and is a predicted model, not a curated record. The transcript has 12 exons. NCBI's taxonomy places the organism in Eukaryota, Metazoa, Chordata, Actinopteri, Centrarchiformes, Sinipercidae.
CCCACGUCGCAUCCCGUGCUCGCAUCUCAUCCUCCUCCCUCCUCCUCCUCCGGCUCUAGUUUUUCUUUUUUUUCCUCGUGGUGACUGUGCUGUGUGUGCAGGAGGGAUAUGCUCUGUCUGUGAGCUUUUCUUUUUUGGGAGUCUCAAGGUCGAGCCGGGCAUCAUGACUUUUAAAUGACCACCAUGCCACAACCACCGGUGUUAUAACACGACUCGUCUCAGUCCUCCACCACAACCACUACCAGCACCACCAGCUGCAGCAGCUCCAGCACCACCACCCCUUCAGGGAAAACUACCACCACCUGCUGACGCAUCUCGCACCAUAUGACCGUCUCAAAGAUGACAUGGCGUCCUCAGUACCGCAGCUCCAAGUUCCGCCACGUGUUUGGUAAGGCCGCCACCAAGGAGAGCUGCUAUGAUGGUGUGCCAAUCACACGCAGCGUACAGGACAACAACUUCUGUGCUGUCAACCCACGUUUCCUGGCAGUCAUCACUGAGUGUGCUGGGGGAGGGGCCUUCCUGGUCCUGUCUGUCCAUCAUACAGGUAAAGUGGACCCUCACCACCCCAGAGUGUCGGGCCACAGAGGCAACGUGUUAGACGUCAAAUGGAAUCCCUUCAACGACUAUUGCAUUGCCUCCUGCUCUGAGGACACCACGGUGAAAGUGUGGGAAAUCCCUCCUCAUGGUGUGUUCAAGAACCUUACAGUACCGUGGAAGGAGCUUCAGGGUCACAGCCGCAGAGUGGGCCUCAUCGAGUGGCACCCGACUGCUAACAACAUCCUCUUCAGUACGGCCUAUGACUACCAGGUGAUGAUCUGGAACCUGGACUGUCCAGAGCAGGUGGUCAAGAACCCUGUGCGGACAAUCAGCCACCACACAGAUGUCAUCCUCUCCAUGUCUUUCAACACAGAUGGCAGCCUCUUCGCCACCUCCUGCAAGGACAGGAAGGUCCGGCUCAUAGAGCCACACUCAGGAAACCUGCUGCAGGAAGCAAACUGCAAGACGCACAAAGCCAGCAAGGUGCUGAUCCUGGGUAACAUGAAGAUGCUCCUCACAACAGGCACUUCACGUUGGAAUGAUCGACAGAUAGCUCUGUGGGAUCAGGACGAUCUGUCUGUGCCUCUGUUACAAGAGAACCUGGAUGGUUCGUCAGGAGUCCUUUUUCCUUUCUACGACCCUGACACACACAUGCUCUACAUUGCUGGGAAGGGUGACGGAAAUAUCAGGUACUAUGAGGUCAGCUCAGAAAAACCCUAUAUCCACUACCUAACAGAGUACCGCUCGCACCUACCUCAGAAAGGAAUGGGUGUGAUGCCAAAGAGAGGUCUGGAUGUGAGCUCCUGUGAGGUGUUCAGGUUCUACAAACUGGUGACAAUCAAGAGUCUCAUUGAGCCUCUUUCCAUGAUUGUGCCCCGCAGGUCGGAGUCGUACCAAGAAGACAUCUAUCCAAUGACGGCUGGUAACAAGCCUGCUUUAACUGCAGAGGAGUGGCUCAGUGGCAUCAAUAAAGGCCCAGUGCUGAUGUCUCUGAAGCCUGGAAGUCAAGUAGCAGAGUCAUAUUCAGAGAUGAGCAAGGGGCUGGGAAACUCGCGGGACACUCGCAGGUCUCAGAGCAGACCAAACAUGCUACAGCUGGCGUACAUUCAGGACCAACUGGGAACCAAAGACAGCAAGGAGGACGGUGGCAAUACAGAGGACGACAGGAGUCGGACACCCGUCAGCAACGGAGAAGACCUCGCACUUUGUUCUCCCCCAAGUACAGAGAAUGAGCUGCGUCUGAAGUUCCACAAGCAGCAGGAGGAAAUCCGACGGCUGAGGGAGCUUCUCAACCAGAGGGACGUGCGCGUCAAACAGCUGGAGCUGGAGAUUAAGAACAUCAAAAACACCCAGUCUCAGAGCUCACUUUAAGACUUGCCCGACCUAUGGAGUCACCUUCACCCACUCAAGGGAACACAUGCAUUACUGUACAAACCCCAUUUUCAAACCGCCAUACCCCUCUUAGGGUCCUGACUCACCUCUUAUCCUUUAAUGAGCCCCCCAUACUCACUGUACAGGGGUGAUUUAAAUCUCAACAUGUUUUCUUUCAAUCUGUCAAUUCCACACAAGGUGCACAUAUUCUUUGUCCAUGUACAUGCACUCAAACACUGAGUCCCAACUGUAACAUGUUGUAAAACUCUUUGCACCUGUUGACCUUUACCCCAUUUCUUUUGUAUGCUUCACAGCUAUGCAAGUUUAUUGUAAUUUUUAGCUUUUUUAUGCUGAGAGAUAAAAGGAUGUUUGUGUGUGUCUUGACUGAAUGAUGUGACUGUGACUGCGCGUUGGUUUGAAAGUUGUUGCAGGGCAGGUGCAGACAUCCUGUGUGAUUGUGCGAUAACACUGAUCCUCCCCCCCAAUAUUUAAACUACUGUAAGUGGAGAUGGCUGUGGUGUUUUAAUGUAUGUGUGCUUGAAUGAAAAUGAUCUAAAUGAAUGAAAAAUAUCAUGAUCCCAGCUGUAUUCUUAUGUUCCACUGAGCUGCAUUUGUUUUUAUUUUUGAAUGACUGGAAAAUUGGUGAAAAAUCAAUCUGUUUCACAGCAGCUACUGUGUAAGCCAAUUCUGUAACUGAUGCCAUGUAGCAGUUUUGAUCUUCAUUUUUAUAUAUAUAUUUUUUUUUAAUACAGUCAAAGAAAAUACCAUUUAAUUAAGUACUUGAAUUCGCGAUUGUUAUUUGUAAUGCAAACUGUUUAAAAAGGACAAAAAAGCCUGUUUGCUUUUUCCUGAUGUGGAGUCACUGUGAAGAAACAAUUUAAAGCCAUUGUAGAGCCAGAGUCCUGCACCAAUUCUGGGUUACAUUGUGUUCCACUAGCUUUCAGUUCUGAAUGUAUUUUACUGUGUUUUAUUGCUCUCUGUAAAAACCUGAAACAUGACGCUGGGGUUUUCUGUAUUUUAAGCUGAAAGGGUAUCUUCUACUGUAGUGGUUAGUAAAAUCUAAGCACCUUGCAACCCUAAUGAGUGAUAGUGUCAGUUAGAGAUAUGAUGAUAUAUAUUGUGAGAUGGUAGAAAAUUUGCCAUACCUUUUAUACCAUGGUAGCUAUACCUUUUUAGUAUCUCAAAAACCUAUUGAUAUGUCAGUUAUUUAAUUUACUGGAUUAGACAAAAAACAUUCCCAUUUUAUUCAUAUACAGUUUCUCAGUAUAAGUUUAACACAUUUUCCAAUAAAUGUUAUAUAUCGUUAUAUAUCAUAAUAUUAUAAUCUAAAAUUAGAUACAAAUGAUAGGAUUUUAUUCAUAUUGCCCACUCCUAAGCAGGAGUUGGCUGUAGUUGUUGAAUGAUAACAAAAUAAUUAUUGAGCUUGAGAACAGUUCAUUCCAUCUCCACUCAAGGUCACUUAAUCACCUGUUCUGGAGCUUUAAAUGGUCUUCAUUAGCAGAUGAAGUUUGUAGGUAAGUGUCAACUGUUAUUUCCAAGGUCAAGAAUGAGUUGUCAAGCUCAAUUUUAAGCCAACAGGGAUUAGAAGUCCUAGUACAGAUAAGUAUAUAUUCCAACAGAGAUUCCCAGUAUGAUGUUUCAGCUUUGAAAGAAAACCCUUUGUGUGAAAUUACAUAGUCUGGAUGAGGCUGGUGGAACAGAAGUGAGCUCAACAGGGGGACAGGUCUUUAUGUCUUAAUAUGAACAUUUUACUUAAAUGUGACAGGGAACUCAUCAAUGUUUUGUUAAAUGCUUAGCUGUGAUGAUCUGUCAAUGCAACCGCAAAGACUUAAAUAACUAAAAUGUACGUUGAGCAGUUGGUGAAGUCCAUCCUAAUGACAUAUAGAAAUGUGUUUUCCCUCAGGGAACUUCUGAAUGGUGGUCAUAGUUUUUGCCACAGCGCUGUCGGACCAGUUUCUCAUACAGGAUUUGUUGCUUUCAGAAUUGAGGCAGUUGAUCUUGGCCUGCAUUUUGUUUUCAACAAACUAAAAGAGAAAACAUUCCCUAGUCAUUUAUCUCAAAGUUGAGAGGAACAGUUCUCUUACUAGCAUGUAAAUAUGCAUAGAUGUCACAUUACCGCUUGCAGAUAUUAGGCAACACAAACAAUAUUGAUCCUAAGAUAACCAGUCAAAUGCAGCACAAAUUACCAUGCUUGCCUGUUUUUAUGUAGUCAGAGGCACAAGCACCAUAAUGAUAUUAGAUUUGGCUUACAUUUCAUGGCCACGUGUCAAAGAUGUAACACAUGGAAACUGCCACACCAACUCACACACACAGAAACACUGGCCUCAAUACAAUUGCAAACCUUUUGACCUCUGGCAGGACAAUUCUAGCACAGCUUCAUCUCUGACUGACUUUUGUCCAGGAGCAGCAAUGGCCAGCCAGUGUAAACUCUAACCACCACUGCUGUUGGUGGACAAGUCUCAACACAUUCCUACAAUGUGCUGCUGUUUUUACAGUUGGUCAGUGGACUUGCUCAAGGGCUGAUGUGGCUGUUCGUUCACAUCACAACAGUUUAAGGUGACAGGUUGCUUACUUACUUACAUUUAGCUUCUUAUCUGUCACAGAGCCAUUCCAACUAGCUUAAUCGUGCCCAUGUUUCACAUAGAAUUUAUUCAAAUGGAUUUUUUCCUAUCCAAAAAAAGAUUUUAUUUGAAUUUUAUAGCAUUUCUGCCUCUCAGAAAUCUGCCUGCAAAUGAAAAAAAUCAUUGUUUGAAGUCUGCCAAAAUUGUGCAUUUAAAGAACAAUCGUUGGUUAGCUUGGGAAUUCAAGGCUUGAUGCAGUUUGUAUCACAAAUAAAUACUGCAUAUCUCUAACUAAAUAAUAAUAGCCACUGCCAUUUUUGAGCCCAUUUCUUCAGCACUAUUUUAUAGUGACUGAACUGUCAACAGCAGAAUUUGUGUUAUACGCUCUUUACUGCUGCCCCAUUUCACUACCUGUGUGCCCACAUACUACGGAAGCCCAAAAUGUUCAAUAUUAAAUAAAUAAAUAAAAAAGACAAUGGAUAAAUAGUCAUAUGAAUACAUUUUAUUUCACAAUGUCACUUUUCAUGACAAGGGUGUUGUCACUGCCCUCCCACCUUUCAGCCAAUCACGUACACACUGCUUCUUAAACUAGCAAGGUCAACAACUGCUACCAAAUUUAGCCAGUUAGCUCCUGUUAGCUAGAGCAACAACAAUGCUAACGUUAUUCUGAAUCAACCAGCUAGAGGCUGCUGCUGUAAAUAAACACAGUAACUAAACUUCUGUAGCUUUUAAGCCUUAGCUUAGCAAGGCUGCUCGUGCUACCUAGCUAGCUAGGCCGGCUUGUGAGCUUAUAUUAGCUAGCUCUGUUGGCAGGAACAACCACAGAGUCUUUUUUUCCACCUACACUGAGUUGUGUGUCUUUUUCUGAGGAACAUCUUAACUCUGAAUUAACUAGCUACCUGCUGCUGUUAAUACUGCCUCUUCACAUUGAUGCUUAGUGAUAACCCAAACUCACAACCCUGUCCAGCUAGUUAACUAGAUAGGUAGGUAUGUGCAACCUUGUUAAGCUAAAUAAAUAAUAAAGAUUUUAGUUUCUG